Fusarium subglutinans is the source of this 2103-nucleotide messenger RNA. Its product is annotated as monocarboxylate transporter 2. NCBI's taxonomy places the organism in Eukaryota, Fungi, Ascomycota, Sordariomycetes, Hypocreales, Nectriaceae. The transcript has 7 exons. Gene Ontology annotation, cellular component: fungal-type vacuole membrane. Gene Ontology annotation, molecular function: transmembrane transporter activity. Gene Ontology annotation, biological process: transmembrane transport. The coding region runs from base 1 to 2103 and encodes 700 amino acids. The record is from RefSeq and is a predicted model, not a curated record.
AUGGAUCGAUCAAGGUCGACUUCACCUACUCUGUUUCACGAGGGCGCGGCAACUCCAGACAUCGAAAGUGCACCGACUUCGGUACCUCCAAGCCAGAUAGACCUUUCUGCUGGCCCAUAUAACGAAAAACAACAAGAAAAGAGGGAUAUCGAGUCAGACUUUGGUGCCUGGCUAUGUGUCUUUGCAUCUAUGCUAUUCCUGAUAUCUUCUUAUGGAUUUAUGAACUCCCUUGGGACAAUACAAUCCCAUCUCACCCUAAACGAGUUGAACGGCUAUAGCGUCAGCCAAGUCGGAUGGAUAUCAGGAACUUACCUCUUUCUCUCCCUCAUCUUCAACUUCCAAAUCGGCUCUAUCCUAGAUCGCUAUGGUCUUCAGAUCCUCGGCCCGAUCGCCGCAGCUUUCUCCACAGUUACAUUUCUCCUUUUAGCUGAGUGUACGCAAUACUGGCAUUUCAUCCUUUGUCUCGGCCUUUUUGGCAGUAUCGGGAGUGGCAUUGGUGCUGUCACGGCAAUCGGCGUCAUCGGCAAGCUUUUCACUCGCCGCCGCGGUCUUGCCAUGGGCAUUGCCGUCAUGGGUACUUCGCUGGGUGGUAUUAUUUACCCGAUGAUGCUACGUGCUACUUUUAGCAAGCUUGGCUGGGCUUGGUCGAUGAGGCUUGUUGCGCUAGUCAUUGCGUGCAUCACGUCGCUCGGCGUGUUAUGCUAUCUCCCAUUCCGUCGUCUCACUGAGGGGCAAUCCACGGCUCAGAAACCACAGAGCUUCAGCUUAGACUUGUCUGCUUUCAAGUCUUUGAGCUUUGUCGUCACUGCCCUUGGUAUUUGCAUGGUCGAGUUCGUCAACUAUGGAAUCAGUGGCUUGUUACCAACUAUCGCAAGAGGAGCAGGGUUUUCCACCGAGGAUGGAUACACGCUUCUGUCAAUCUUGGGUGCUUGCUCUUGCUUCGGUCGUUUCUCGAUUGGGUUCGUGGGAGACAAGGUUGGGCCGUUCAAUGCUAUGAUCACUACCAUGCUAGUCAUCCUAGUGUUCAUUUCGUCCGUCUUUAUCCCAUUCAGUACGACCUCGACUCCUCUCAUGUAUACCUUCACGGCACUUUGGGGAUACUGUUCGGGAUCUUUCUACGUCCUAUCACCAUUAUGCACUGGAAAGACUUGCGAGCCACAAGAUUAUGCUCGAUAUUUCGGGAAGGCUCAACAAAUAUAUCAGCGUAAGAAGCGGACUCGCUGCCAGUCAUGUGCAAGGCGACGCAUCAAGGUUCGAGAGACAUACAUCACAGGUCAUGUCCUGACCCCAGCUAACUCCAAGAAAAAGUGCCAAGGAGGCACCCCUUGCGAAUAUUGCAUCCGCACGAAGAAGAACUGCCAACCUCAAGCCGCCACAGUCUCCGAGCUCAAAUUUGUCAGCCAUUCCAUGGUGCCUCAAAAUACAGGCAUCCUCAAGCCGCACAUAAGCGAGAAGCCCGACAGCAUAUACUUGAGGACGUUCUUCUUAUUUCUUCGACGCUGCGAAUUCACACCCGAGUUUGCAAGCUUGGGUACUGACUUUCUGCCUCUGAUUCGAGCGUGUGCACCACUGCGAGAGGCAACAGUCGCGAUUGGCGCCUUGGAAAUCAGCAGGUCCCCAAGUACAAGGUCCUCUAAUGAGCUUCAAUCACCAUACCAUUUUGCAUUGAAAUCAUAUAGCAAGGCACUCUCAAGCCUUCAGCACUACAUAAGGUCACCAGACGCAUUGCAAUGCCAAGGCGUUCUUUGGUGUACAUUACUUCUUGGCUUAUUUGAGUUGAUGAUCGAAGUCUCUGGAGGCCAGUGGGCCAAGCAUAUGCUCUAUGGCACUUCUAAGAUAUUUGAACUUUCUGGGUCCGGUAGUCGUUCUGAUUAUCUCGGCUCUCAGUCCUUUGAGACAUUCAGGUUGUUAGAGGGGAACCGAGCAAUUCUCUACGGUGAAGAUACCGUACUAUCCGACUACUCGUGUACGGACCAACAUAACAUAAUCGCAUCAAACCCAUUAGGCGAAAUUCUCGACUUUAUUAUCAAAAUAUCUUCUUUCAUUUCUUCGAUCAAAUUGAGUCAAUUCCAGAGGAUCAACGACAAGAUCAUCCGGAUCUAG